ACACCUACCUAGCAAGAUGGCUGUGAUGGAAGGACCUCUCAGCAAAUGGACUAAUGUUAUGAAAGGCUGGCAAUACCGCUGGUUUGUGCUGGAUGACAGUGCUGGGUUGCUCUCGUAUUACACAUCAAAAGAGAAAAUGGUACGUGGUGCGCGUAGAGGUUGUGUGCGUCUCAAAGGAGCAGUCGUUGGUAUUGAUGACGACGAUGACUCAACCUUCACCAUAACUGUAGAUGCUAAGACUUUUCAUUUUCAGGCACAUGACCCUGAUGAGAGAGAAAAAUGGAUCCGAGGAUUAGAGGACACAAUUGUGAGACAUACACCGUCUAUAAGGAGGUGGGACCCAAGCAAACCAGCUCCAACAAUGGCAGACUUUGAUAAAAAACUAACAGAAAGUGAUGUCUACCUCCAACUACUGAUUGAACAGACCAGCGCGCUUGAGAAACACACGGGGUCAACUGAGGACGUUGCUGACCGACAGCGCUGCCAAGAAGUUAUUAACAAUGUCAACAGUGUCCUGGAGUCCAUCAAACACUCGAUAGUUUUGUUACAGAUUGCCAAGAACACCGCCUUUCCUGUUAAUGGUGUGUAUCAUCCAUGUAACGCCAUCCCAGAAGGAACAUCUUCAUCAGCCUCAUCCCUUGGAGGAAAUGUCGGAGGAGGUGAGGGAGUCUGUGAUAGAGGAGUAGGAGGAGGUGGAGGAGGAGGGGUGGGAGUAGUGACCUCUACUGCAGAGGAUGAAGGAGUACCACUCACAGUGUCUCCAGCGGUCCGCACUGGGAUUGAAGUAGGCCGUGAGUGUGCUGAGGCAACUAAUACGCUUGUAGGAAUGCGACAAAGAAGUCCAGUACCUUGUCCACUAGUCCCUCCAGAUAAUGUUGUACCAGAGACUUCAUACUCUAGCUCAGAAGAUGAAGACUUCUUUGAUGCUGACGACUUCCCCGGUGCCACUCCAUCACAGAGCCCUAGUGGGCCACGCUUAUUCGAAGACGCAGUAGAGAGCAUCCCUGGCCGCAGCGGCACCAGUGAGUCGGUGACCAGCCCUAGCAGUGCCUCUAAUGACCCUGCAUCACAGGUGCCUCUUCUCGACCCCCCAGCCUCUUCUGCUUCAACAGAAACUUCUCCAAGUGAUGGCACAUCUAGGGUUGUUCCCACACAGUCCCCGUCCACCCCUGCAGUUUCUUCCCCCAACCGUAAGGCAUCAGUUGGUGGUGCACUGGAACAAGCUAAUCUUACUUCAGAGCCCUCCAUGGAUUAUGACUUGAUGUACGAAGAUGACGAUGAUCCAGAGCUUGGGUCUAUGGAGGGCCACGGCUCUGUCAUACACCAUCUAUUGUCACAGGUCAAAAUUGGGAUGGACUUGACCAAAGUUGUGCUUCCUACGUUUAUCCUUGAGAGACGCUCCCUGUUGGAGAUGUAUGCGGACUUCUUUGCUCAUCCUGAUCUUUUUUGCAGCAUUGCUGACAUGCAAACCCCUCAGGACCGUAUGGUGCAGGUGGUGAAGUGGUAUGUCUCAGCUUUUCAUGCUGGACGUAAAAGUGAAGUCGCUAGAAAACCGUACAAUCCAAUUUUGGGUGAGGUCUUUAGGUGUUAUUGGGAUGUUCCGGGUACAACCACCACAGGGGUAGAUGCCCAAGAUGGUCCAAUACCCUGGGCCAAAAAUAACCAGCUCUGUUUUGUUGCUGAGCAAGUUUCACAUCAUCCUCCCAUAUCUGCCUUUUAUGCUGAACACAAGGCCAAGAGGAUUUCCUUCUGUGGUCACAUAUGGACAAAGUCAAAGUUCUUGGGUCUGUCUAUUUGUGUGAACAACAUAGGGCAGGGCUGUGUAUCACUGAUGGAACAUGAUGAGGAGUACAUCCUUAACUUCCCAAGUGGUUAUGGCAGGUCAAUCUUAACAGUACCUUGGGUUGAACUAGGUGGUACAUGUCAGAUUACGUGUAACAAGACGGGCUACAGUGCUAAUGUGGAAUUCUUAACUAAGCCAUUCUAUGGAGGCAAGAAACACAGGAUAUCAGCGGAGGUGCUCAGUCCAGGGGAGAAGAAGCCAAUUGUCACUGUAGAAGGAGAGUGGAAUGGAGUAAUGACAGCAAAAUGCAGGGAAGGUGAGCCCAAGCCAUUUGUUGAUACCCAAACUAUGGGUACUGUGAAGAAGAAUGUCAAGUCUAUAGCCCAGCAAGCACCCAAUGAAUCGAGAUUUAUGUGGAAGGAAGUUACGGCAGGACUCAAAUUCAACCAAAUCGACCAAGCAACAGCUGCUAAAUGUUCCCUCGAACAAAAGCAGCGUGACGAAGCCAAAUAUCGCAAAGAAAAUAAUAUUGCGUGGGAGACAAAGCUCUUUGAUUUGAUAGGAGAUAAUUGGAUCUACAAAAAACCACUGUUGAAAAGAAUAAGUCAGAGGAAUGAUUGAAAAGGUUUGCUCCUAAUGUGUUGGAAAAAUUUUAAGAAUCAUGUUUCUAACUUUUACUGUCAACAAGUGAAACAAUAUUGGAUGCAGUAUCUCAUCUAAGCUUCAGUAAUGAAUUUUAUGCAAUACUCCCAGAUCCACCUAAAUGAUAAUUUUUAAGGAGAAAUCACCCAAUCCAGUGUUUUAUGGUGCGGCUGAUUUAAUUACAAAGUGUAUGUGAAACUUAUUGUUAUCUAUGCAACAAGUGUAUAGAAGGUGAUAAAAUCAUUGGAUACAUAUUAUGGUGACCAGUGAACAUUAUAUCAGUGGUAUGUGCAGUAUAGUACUGUAGCUUGAACCAGAAUUAGCUUUGUUCAUCACAUGCUUAAACAAAAUAAAGGAAGAAAACUGAGUAUUUCUCAAGUGUAUGGUUAAGGAGAGGUGACUGAAUAUCAAGAAGGUACUGGUUUGUGGAUCUGAGAAAUAAUGCUGUUUUAUGCACAAAUUAAUUAUUUGUAUAAGCAAGAAUGUCAGAUUGAAAAGAUAUAUAUAUAU
Molecule: messenger RNA, 2935 nt
Organism: Homarus americanus (American lobster)
Lineage: Eukaryota; Metazoa; Arthropoda; Malacostraca; Decapoda; Nephropidae
Product: oxysterol-binding protein-related protein 9-like
Exons: 16
Coding region: 17-2404 (795 amino acids)
Cellular component (GO): cytosol; intracellular membrane-bounded organelle; membrane
Molecular function (GO): sterol binding
Source: RefSeq, a predicted model, not a curated record